This is a messenger RNA of Drosophila virilis, 1714 nucleotides long. RefSeq names its product telomere-binding protein cav. Lineage: Eukaryota; Metazoa; Arthropoda; Insecta; Diptera; Drosophilidae. The record is from RefSeq and is a predicted model, not a curated record.
CAGCAACAGAGCUUAAAUUUACAGUUGCUUCUUAACAUAUGUCAGGAUGUUGCAAUAUAUGCCGCAUAGCUUGACACGGGCGCUGAUUAACUAUCAAAAUGAGGAGGAAGAAAAGAUAUUAAGCCUGGCAGUGGAUGCAGAUGACAAGCAACGCUUAAAGCAAAUGUAUGCAGCACUCAAAGUCAAAAACAGCGAUUUGAGGCGGAAGCACAGUGCCGACGAGGUGAACAUGUUAUGCCGCCGAACCAAGCUGCGCGUUAAUAUGACGCUCUUCAAUUGUGUGUGGGAUGCCAAGCGGCGACUGCGGCGUAAGGAUCGUCUGGCCAAGCGUUCCGAUUGCUACAUCAAUGCCAUGUUGAUCAGGGCCGUGCACAGGCGUGAGGUAGUGCCCUAUACGGAUGAUGAAAUAGCCAAAUGCAAUCACAUACGCAGCUGCCAGCUGAAGAAAGAUAAUAACUGCCGGCUCGAUCGUUGGCGCAGCAAACAAAAGUACAGCGAAUCGGUUGCACUGCAGGAAACGCCAACGCCAAAGGACGUUGCUCGGCUCAGUGUCAGCGAUAUCGGUGAAUCGCAUUUGUGGCAUUCGGAGACGUUGGAGCUUAAUAAUGAAGUCGGCGCACUGGAUGCCAUGCACAUCAAUAGCCUGUCAAUGUCCAUCGAUACACAGCUAAUCCACGCGCCAACUCCUGAGCUGGCGAGUAAUGAUGAAGAUUGGGCACUCGAUGCCAUGCUACUUAAUAUCGAGUCCAUGUCCAUUGAUGCACAGUCAACCCAAGAGCUGGAGAAUGAUAUGCCCCUCAAAGCCGAGUCAAUCACCAAAGAUAUGCAGCUGACACAGAUGCCCAACCAACAGCUAGAAGACUGGGCAAUAGAUGCCAUGCUCCUUAAUACCGAGUCAUUUGACAUUAAUACACAGUUGACACGAGCCCAAAUCCAAGAGCUGGAGAACAAUAUUGAUAACUGGGUACUCGAAGCCCUGCUUCUUAAUGCCGGAUCAAUUGCCAUUGAUAAACAGCUGAUAAAGAAGCCAAACGAGGAGCUGGAAAAUAACAAUAAUCUAGAUUGGGCAAUGGAUGCCAUGGUCAUUGAUAAACAAUUGACACAAACUCCAUCGCAGAGCGUGGGGCAUAAACUCGAAGACUGGGCCAUGCUGCUCAAUACCGAGUCCAGGACUGCGAAUGCGCAGACGCCAACCGCUGAUCCGGCUGGACAAUUGUGACGCAUAUGCCAUGGUUGACAAACACAUAACCAACAGUUCCUCCCAAGCUGUCGAGCAGACUGGAGAUGUUGACAUUUAGAAAUAAGUUUCACAGCAGACGUUCAAACCAAAUUGGGUUCCACAUUCAAAUCUGCACUUAAAGAAUCUGAGAUGAGAUUUAAACCCAAGUUUAAUUGAGCAUUUAACAAUUCGUUGUAAAGUCUCGAUGCCUGAUUGAGUAUUAUGCAGAACUAUAGAAACCUUGAGAGUUUACGUUCUUAAUAUCAAAUGAAUUCUAUCUCCAAAGCAUCUUGUUUCGUAGCACUUAAGAACUGUUUAAGACUAGUUUAAAUUGAAUCAAGUAGGCUUAAGUAUUGGCUUAAUGCUCAAGCAUUAUAAGCUAGAGGAGCUGUUAUUGUGCCUGAGAAUAUUUGAAAACUGUUUGUCAAAGUAAGUUUUUCUUCUUGUUAAGAUCUUUAAGAACUGUUUGUAAGUGAAAUCUUGGAGCAACAACAA